GGAAAGAAAAAUGGCAUAAUCGCCUUCCAAAGAAGAAAAAGCAAGUGGUAUGCUUUACGUCCACUACGUGAAGUCUUUUCUUGUUCUUCCCAAAGUCGCAGCUCUCAUUCAUCUCAUUCCAGCGUCGGAAACGGGCGAUAUCUCUGCCCAUUGGUGCCAAUCCCUGGAACGAUAUAUAGCCGUCCAACCCAAGACCCGCCAUUACUCAUCUUUUACCAGACAUCCGGCAAGAUUAUCUCUCCAUUUUAAUUGCACAAGAUCCAAUGGCUCCGAGAGCUUCUCAUGAAAUCAAAACGCUAGAUAUUCCCUCGUGAUUCAGAGGCUCUCUUAUCUCGAUCGAGGCUGUUUGCCCUUCGCGCUUUCUUGAAAGAAAUUUCAGCUUCAGAUUUCCGAUUCUUCAAAGAGCGACAUAACUCCUUCAGAAAGUCUCACUACAACGGAGAAAUGUCGUGUUUUCUCGAAAUCUUGCGAUGCAUCCUUUGCUGUGAAGAAGACGGUAGCGAGGAAAGGAUGCGCCACCAUUACGAAGUUUUGGCUAGAAGUUCCUCACCACCCCGUUUUCAUCAGAGGAUUUCACAAGGCACAUCGAACUACUGGAGCUCUGCUCCGAUUAUCAUGUCCAAGCCGGAAUCCAUCGAAAAGCCAAGGGUGGCACCACCAAAAAUCUUCUCCUCCCCUUCUCAAUCGAUUCAACCGAGGACUUCAGUAGAUCCAGCUGCACGGGCGGCACCACCAAAACUCAUCUCCUCCCCAUCUCAAUUGAUUCAGCCGAGGAAUUCAGUAGAUCCAGCUGCACGGGUGGCACCACCAAAAGUCAUCUCUUCCCCUUCUCAAUUGAUUCAGCCGAGGAAUUCAGUAGAUCCAGCUGCGCGGGUGGCACCACCAAAAGUCAUAUCUUCCCCUUCUCAAUUGAUUCAGCCUAGUAAUUCAGUAGAUCCAGCUGCGCGGGUGGCACCACCAAAAGUCAUCUCUUCCCCUUCUCAAUUGAUUCAGCCGAGGAAUUCAGUAGAUCCAAGUGCGCUGGUGGCACCACCAAAAGCUAUAUCUUCCCCUUCUCAAUCGAUUCAGCCUAGUAAUUCAGUAGAUCCAGCUGUCAAGAAUUUGAUCAGCGAAAGAGACUGCCGGAAUCAGUCUCUGGUCGGCUUGGCUCGGGCAGGAUCUCAUAAAGAAUCACUGGCAAAGCAACCUGGAGCAUCUAGGAAUUUGACCACACCUUCCUCACCUUCUCUCCCAGUUCCUGAAAGGAAUUUAGUAGAUCCGUCCAGCAGGCUGUCUAAGCUGGAUCAGCAGAAAAAGCUACUGGGAUCACUCUCUGGAUCGGAUCAACUGAAAAGGUCACCAGCAUCACUGCCCGGGUUGGAUCUACCAAAAAAGCCACCUGAAUCGCCGAACACGGCAGGUAGGCAGAAGAGUCCGCUUCCUACCUAUGAAAUUCCUGAGAAGUUCGAGGAUCUGAUAAAGAAGGACAAGGUACCUGCAGUUCUGAGGAAGCCGUUAUCUCCAUCAACUUACAAGGACUAUUUUGCUGCUUUGCUCUAUUCUGAGGACUACCACCUUGAGAAAUGGAGUAAUUUCCUCCUCAAAGAAGUCAAUCUAAAGUUGCAUGAAGAGUCGAUGUCUAACAAAUCACGGAAGAGCAGCAAAACAGUCUACCGCAUAGAGCAGAGUGAUGAAAAUGAGAGAGUUCAGAAGGAAAAGAAGGUUUAUGUAGCCUUUGAGAUAGAUUCCAUUCCUGAGAGGCGACCCUAUCUUCUAUCAAGGGACUUUGUCUUUGUACAACCUUCUGGCAAGAAUGUUAAACCCUUCAAGGGUAUUAUCUCACGGGUGAUGAAGAGCAAGAUUGUGUUAGUGGAAUUUGGACGCGAUUUUCAUUCGCAAUAUUCAUCAACACACACAUAUGAUGUCAGCUUCUCCUUCAACAGGGUCUGCUUAAAGCGUUUCCACCAAGCAAUCGAAGCUGCUGUAGAUCCUUCAUUUGGGAACUUCCUCUUCCCCGAUCUUUUCCCUAGAUGCAGACAUAUCCCACCAACUCCCCAAAAUUUUACAUUCCGAAAUCUUGAUUUAGAACAGAUGUCAGCCCUACGCCAUAUACUAAAUUUCAGUGGUCCACCUUAUCUUGUCAUUGAGAAAUCAUGGUGCAGGCGGAGAACCAGUUCAUCGGAUUCCUCCGAAGAGACCGAAGAGACAAGAACUGAACAAGUUAUACGUGAAGCAAUUCUCCAUAUUUACAGAAGUUCUCAAGACACCCGAAUUCUCAUAACCGCUCCUACAAACAGCACCUGUGACUUGGUGAUGAAAGGCUUGCAGAAAGUGAUCCCGGACAUGGAAAUGUUUCGAGCUAAUGCAGCCUUUCGAGGGUUAGAGGAUGUGCUGGAUGACAUCCUCCCUUCAACCUUCUAUGAAGGGGAGUGCUUCAUAUGUCCUCCACUCCAAGAUCUUUGUAAAUUUAAGGUGAUCACAUCGACUUUCGUAAGUAGUUUCAGGCUUCGUAAUGCAGGAAUCAAUGCGGGCCAUUUCACUCAUAUAUUCAUGAUCGACGCUUCUUUUGCCACGGAGCCUGAAACGAUGAUCACUCUUGCGAAUCUGGCCAAUGAAUCGACAGCUGUAGUGGUCACCGGUUCUCCAACAGUUCAUCCAGGUUGGAUACGUUCAGAUAUAGCUCAGAGACAUGGAUUGAAAAGAUCAUAUUUGGAGAGGCUUCUACAGAGCAAGCCAUAUUCGAGCUGUGAUCCCAUGUUCGUUGCACAUCUGUGAUGAUGCAUUCACUGGAACAGGAGCUUGGUAUUGAAGUUGCACAAGUGCUAAUGUAAUUGCCAUAGGGAGGGAUUGAAGAUACAAUUCUAAUCAGAUGGGGCUACUGUGAAGAUGUGCAGGCUCAAAAUUCAGGUCAAUCCACUCAUUAGAUGGGUCACUCAUGUAUGAGAAAAAAAAAUGAUGGUUAGGAAAAUGACGACCACCAGUCAAUAUUCAACACCGAUGUGUUGCCCACCUGAUGACCGGCACCAAUCCUGGAUGCCAUGUCGGUACGUCUGCCAUGCUUCAAAUUCUCACCAGUGUUUUUGCUUGAAACUAUAGAAACUGUCAUUUCAGCAAAGCAGCUUUGCUACAGUGUGGUGUGGCUAUUUCAUUUUU
This is a messenger RNA of Magnolia sinica, 3132 nucleotides long. Its product is annotated as probable RNA helicase SDE3. The record is from RefSeq and is a predicted model, not a curated record. NCBI's taxonomy places the organism in Eukaryota, Viridiplantae, Streptophyta, Magnoliopsida, Magnoliales, Magnoliaceae. The transcript is spliced from 4 exons. Bases 445 to 2754 code for a protein of 769 amino acids.